This is a messenger RNA of Cladophialophora carrionii CBS 160.54, 1851 nucleotides long. RefSeq lists its product as uncharacterized. The transcript is spliced from 6 exons. NCBI's taxonomy places the organism in Eukaryota, Fungi, Ascomycota, Eurotiomycetes, Chaetothyriales, Herpotrichiellaceae. The record is from RefSeq and is a predicted model, not a curated record. Gene Ontology annotation, molecular function: NADP binding; N,N-dimethylaniline monooxygenase activity; flavin adenine dinucleotide binding. Bases 1 to 1851 code for a protein of 616 amino acids.
AUGCGUGUUGCCAUCAUUGGAGCCGGGCCGGGAGGCCUAGUGACUCUAAAAUACCUCCUGGAGGCUAGUCAGCGGUUCCACGUCGCGCCGAUCGAAGCCAAAAUCUUUGAAGCCCAGGAUGGCAUUGGAGGCACCUUUCGCUACCGCACGUACCCGGAAGGCGAGAUGGUGUCGUCAAAGUUCUUGACUACCUUCUCCGACUUCAGAAUUCCCAAGGGCCGCUUCCCCAGCGGCGACAACGAUUUCCUCCAGCUGGAAGAGUAUGUCGACUACCUCGAGGACUAUGCCGAUCACUUCAAGUUGCGGCCACAUAUCAACCUGAAGACCAGGGUGACGAAUGUACGACGCGCCAAAGGCGGCAAGGGCCAUGUCGUCACGUACACUUCACCGGACGGAAGAACUGAGGAAUGGGCCUGCGAUGCGGUUGCGGUGUGCACCGGGUUGCACGUAGAAACCGUUGUGCCGGACAUUCCGGGUAUUGAGAAGGUGCCUACGGUGCUGCAUUCCUCGCAGUAUAAGAGCCGAGAAAUCUUCAAGGAGGGCAGCAAUGUCGUAAUUCUCGGGGUGGGCGAGACGGCAAUGGACAUGGCCUACUUUGCCGUGACUUCUCCUGUCAAGACAGUGACGCUUUCCCACCGAGGCGGAUUUGUCCUGGCACCAAAGCAUGUCGAACGUUUUGUCGUCAAUGGCGAGCAAGAACCAGAGCAUAAUGCCUCUCCGGUUGAUACGAACUGGAACAGCCUGUUCGACACGGCGUAUGCGCACCCGAAGCUGAGGAACCAUCGUUGGCAAUGGCUUUUUUACGACUGGUGGACUAAAGGCGUUUGGGUAUUGCUCAACAAUACGCGUUAUGGUUAUGGCCAGCAUGCUGGGAUCAUUAAAGGCUAUCACAUGUCUGAAGUCCUCUUUGUCAAGUCCACCAGAAUACAGCCGUACUUCAACAGGCGUUACCAUACGUACGGCAAAUUGGGGCAGUGGAAAAACAGCAAGAUCGACCUCCCAAGAAUCGAUCAAACCGAGCGGAGCGUCGAAUUCGCCCCAUGGCCCGAGUAUAUUGACAAUGAAGGCAUUAUCCAUUUCCAGAAGAACGACUCUGUGGAGUCAAAAUACAUUGAGACGGUGAAGAUCAAGCCGGAUGUCAUAAUCUUCGCGACCGGCUACAGUCAUUUAUCGUUUCCGUUCUUGGGCCCUGGCUAUCCCGAUUCCAGGGAUGCUAAUGUUCGUUCCCUCUGGAAGGAGGGCGAUGAGACCAUUGGGUUCAUAGGCUUCAUUCGACCGCAGCUCGGCGCAAUUCCACCUCUCGCAGAGUUCCAAGCGCAGCUCUGGAUCCUCCGAAUCCUCAACCUCCUCCCCGAGUCGAACCUCCGGCACCUCUCCCCAUCGUACGACCCGGACGCCGAAGAGUGGUACAAGCUGAAGCCCCGCGCCGGCGCACGCGUCCGCCACGGCGUCGAUCACGAAUCCUACGCUUACCAGCUCGCCCUGGACAUGGGUGCCGCACCAUCUAUCGUCGAUGUGCUGAAAUACGGUAGAAAAGUCUUCAUCGCGUGGGCCUUUGGCGCCAACUUCAACACCAAGUUUCGACUCGUUGGCCCGUGGAAGUGGGACGGUGCUAAGGAAAUCAUGAGAACCGAGAUGUACGAGUUGAUCACAAGGAGACCAGUUUUCUGGGGACACAUCAUGCUCAACGCUCUGCCAAUGGCGAUAUUCGGGCCCCUCAGCCUGCUCUACUGGAUCUUCUUCACCUUCUACGAGCCCUUCCUGAAGAGACUUGGCUUGGGACUGUCGAGAAAGCCUCCAAAACGCCAAUACAUCAAAGGCCACGCAAGGACGCCGUCCAAGCAGGUCUAG